UGGAUUUCCUGUAUAUAUCUGUUUGCCCCUGUGCUACGUUUGGAUUCGCAACUCCCUUGUCCAGCGUCCACUGCACAUUACAGACAAUAUUUGACAAUAACACCGGCUACAUAAUUAGCAGUUGAAAACGAAUGUGAUCAAAUUUAUACAUUUUAUUCUAAACAAAGUGAAUAUACAUGACAUUACAGCUGGAUUAAACAGUCCAGACUGCUACAACUGAGAAAACAAAUCAGGACUAUGAAGUAACCAACUGUGGCUGACUUCCAAUCUAUAAACCGUUGCCAGAACGAGAUAAGCUUACAAAGGCACACUGUUGCGCAUUUCACGAUGUGCAUAAAGAAAAUGUUUUGCUGUCCAUUAAAAACAGAAGACUGCAAGGUGUGAGGAGUGACAGCAGCAGCAUACAGAGAGAGAGAGCAGGAGAGGAGUGGAGGGAGGGUGGAAUAUUUGAGAUAGAGUUCUGUGUGAGUUCUGUAGGGGAAAGGUGUGUUUGGAGAACAGACAGAGGAGAGCUUUGUGUACCUCUUUCAGACAGGUCAGCUCUCUCUCUCUCCAGCUUUCCCUCUUUCCGUACUUCAGUCAUUCUGGGUGCGCAGAGCUCCUUUGCAAGCCGUGUAUGAUGCUAUCACUACUGUGCUGGUUUCUGCUGAUCUUUCUGAGUCGGGGUGCCGAUAGCAGGCGAGAAGGGACAGGCCCGGCGGAUAAAAGGCAGUUCUGUAGCUGGCCGUGUAAAUGUGGUGUCCGGCCGCUGUGUGCCCCUGGUGUCAGCUCCAUCUUGGAUGGCUGUGGCUGCUGCAAAACAUGCGCACAGCAGAUUGGGGAAUCGUGCAAUGAAAGGGACAUCUGUGAUCCUCACAAGAGCAUGUACUGUGACUUCUCCAAAGACCAGCCGCGCUAUGAGGUCGGCAUCUGUGCUUACCUGAUGGGGGUUGGUUGUGACCUGAAUGGUGCUCACUAUGAUAACGGACAGGCCUUCCAGCCCAACCCACUCUACAAGUGCACUUGCAUUUCUGGAUCCAUCGGCUGCACCCCUGCCUUCAUCCAAAAGCCCACAGGAAUGCUGAGUCCCGCUGCCCUCCAGGGCCAAUUACCAGCAGGACUCAAGAGCAGUCGAAACCCCAAAAACCAACAGGACACCACCUAUAGGACCAUGUCAGCCUGGAAGAAGAACUGUUUGGUCCAAACCACAGCCUGGUCGCCCUGUUCACGAUCCUGCGGCAUCGGCAUCUCUGUGCGAGUCAACAACGACAACAGCAAGUGUGAGAUGAGAAAAGAGCGCCGACUCUGCCUGCUCCGGCCGUGUGAUAAAAACACCCUAAAGAGACUGAAGAUGCCAAAAGGGAAAACCUGCAAACCCAAAUUCCAGGCCAGUAAAGCAGAGAAGCUCUCACUGUCCGGCUGCACCAGCGUUAAGAAGCACCGGCCGACAUACUGCGGCGUCUGCACAGACAAGCGCUGCUGCGUUCCCAAUAAGUCCAAAAUGGUGAACGUCGAGUUCCACUGCAAAGGAGGAUCCAAUGUGCGCUGGAAGAUGCAGUGGAUCACGUCCUGCGUGUGUCAGAGGAAGUGCAGUAACGCUGAUGACAUGUUUUCAGAGCUGCACUUGAUCUAAAACACAAACGGGAAGAACACAAUGCUUUCAGCUUUACCUACCAUAAGCUAUAUAGAGCUGUGUUUCCCAACCCUGUUCCUGGAGGCACACCAACAGUGCAUAUGUUGGAUGUCUCUCUUAUCUGAGCCAUUAACUUCAGGUUUUGGAGUCUAUUCUGAUGUUCUGCUGAGUAGGGAGAGGUUUAAAAUGUGUACUGAUCAAGUCAAGUCAUACUGUUGGUGUGCCUUUAGGAACAGGGUUGGGAAACACAGCUACAGAGCAUUCAUGUACAGCUACGGCCAAAAAUACUGUAACCAAGAAGUGAAAGACGCAAGUGCUUUUUAAACGCACUUUAAUUUUAGAGUACUGUCACGAAUAUUGAAGUGUUUAAAAAACCUAAGACAUGUUGGGACAGAGUUACCUUCACUGGUAUUAAAAUCAAGUUAUUUAAGUAGCUGUACGCUUUUAUAACACCUAAAGGCCUGGUUCAGAAACACUUCAUUUAAACUUAUGGUUUACAUGGACUGUAAAUAUGGUGUGUGUGUGUGUGUGUGUGUUAUUUUAAUUCACUCGCCAUAUCAUUCCUUAAUGAAAUGGUGUGUACUGGAGUUCUGGCAUUCUAAUGAAAUCAACCUUGUAUAAAUUUGUGUGUGUUCAGCUGUUUGUGUAGGAAAUGUUUUGGCCACAAAUGAGCAACUAACAGCGCGUUUUAUGCUGAUGUUUGGAGUACAGCGAGAAGGGGGAGAUUUGUUUGGAAACCAACUAUGGAGCCAGAACUGUCUAAAAUCCAAUUGUUAAAUUCAGAAUACAAUUCAUAAAUACACAAAAUCAAUUCAUAAAUAUAUAUUUAUAUGU
Messenger RNA from Danio rerio (zebrafish), 2446 nucleotides. The record is from RefSeq and is a predicted model, not a curated record. Lineage: Eukaryota; Metazoa; Chordata; Actinopteri; Cypriniformes; Danionidae.